Molecule: messenger RNA, 2779 nt
Organism: Nilaparvata lugens (brown planthopper)
Lineage: Eukaryota; Metazoa; Arthropoda; Insecta; Hemiptera; Delphacidae
Product: chromatin assembly factor 1 subunit B
Exons: 7
Coding region: 237-2237 (666 amino acids)
Biological process (GO): DNA replication-dependent chromatin assembly; nucleosome assembly
Cellular component (GO): CAF-1 complex; nucleus
Molecular function (GO): protein binding
Source: RefSeq, a predicted model, not a curated record
AACUCCCGCCAAAUCUCAUCAUGAAAAAUGAAACACAAAACUUUUGUUAGGUUAUUUUAAUGUUGUUAGUUUGCUAUUCAAUUCUUUCAAGAUUUUAUCAGUAUUUUAAUUGUAAAUUUGUUUUAACACUAUCAAUAUAAACUGGAAUGGCUUCAUCAUCUAUUAUUCGUAGGGUGUGAUUGUAAAAAUUGAACAUUUCAAUUUACUUUUAUCAAUUAAAAGUUUUGUAAAUCACGAUGAAAUGCACCAUUCCAGAAAUCUCCUGGCACAAUAAGGAUCCUGUUCUUAGUAUUGAUGUACAGCCAAAAAAAGCGAAUGAAAGUUUCUUCAGAUUAGCUUCGGGAGGGACAGAUUCUCAUAUUUUGAUAUGGCAUGUGACAGAACAAGAAUGUGGGAUUCCGAUCUUGGAUUGCGCCGCUGAUCUGACUCGUCACCAGAAAGCUGUCAAUGUGGUCCGGUUCUCUCCGAAGGGAGAAUUCCUCGCGUCAGGGGAUGAUGAGUCGGCGAUAAUAAUCUGGAAGCAGCGAACGGACUGCGACCUGCCGCAGUUCCCUGGCGACGGCGAGGAGAGCAAGGAGCAGUGGAUGAUGGUGCGGACGCUGCGAGGUCAUCUCGAGGAUGUCUACGACCUCAGCUGGUCGCCCGACGAGGCCAACCUCAUUUCCGGAUCUGUCGACAACACCGCACUCGUCUGGGACGUCAAGAAAGGUCAUAUGUUGUACAUCUUGAGGGAUCACAAAAGUUUUGUACAAGGGGUCGCGUGGGAUCCUCUUGGCCAAUAUGUAGCCACUAACUCAAGUGACAGAACGUUGCGAGUGUUCAACACGGCCACUCGAAAACUGGCGAGUCGCGUUUCGAAGGCGAUUCUGCCGAACUCUGAGCCGGACGCCAAGCCGGCCCACCUGUUCCACGACGACACUCUCAAGUCGUUCUUCCGACGGCUGAGCUUCACUCCGUGCGGCAGUCUGCUCAUUGUGCCGUCCGGUGUCAUCGAGGAACCCAAACUCAUUAACACCACGCUCAUCUUUACCAGGAAUAACUUGUCCAAACCAGUAGCCUACCUGCCGUCCAACCAGCAGUACUCAGUAGCGGUGCGCUGUUGUCCACAGCUGUUUGCGCUGAUGAAGACGGGCGCCGGUGACGACGCGACGCCCCAGGCGUCGUCUGUGUUUGCGCUGCCCUACCGCGUCGUCUUCGCCAUUGCCACUCAGAGCAGUGUCAUUCUGUACGACACCCAGCAUAUGGCGCCGUUCGCCUAUGUUGCCAACAUUCACUACACCCGUCUCACCGAUCUGGCUUGGUCAAGUGACGGUAGACUGCUUGUCGUGUCGUCUUCUGACGGCUACUGUUCGUUGAUUUCUUUCGCCGAAGGUGAGCUGGGUGAAAUAUACGUGCCGCCCGCCACAGACGUCGAAAACAAAACAGAACAAGUAGCUGAAAAUGCGCCAACUGAACCCAAAUCCAAGUCAGCAAAAGGCAGAAAAAACAAAAACAAACUCAAGUCUAAAGAAAAAGGUUCGACAGAUGUAAAAAACUGUGAAGAUGUGAAGUGCAAUGAUGAAGAUGAUGAUGAUGAUUUCCGUUUGGUUCUUGAGGAGACUGUUAGCAACGUGAUUGACUCGACUGUGAAAACUGGAGAUGAAGUGUUGGCCAAAACCUUGGAUAAAAAUAUAGAGAAAGAUUCUACCGUAAAAACUAGUGAUAAAGUUAAUACAGGUUUGGAGAAGGAUUCAAAUAAAUUAGAGAAUGACCCUGCUGUGAAACCAGUUGAUAAAGUGGAUAAAACUUUAGAGAAGGAUUCAAAUAAACUAGAGAAUGAAUGUACUGUGAAAACAGGUGAUACAAUGGAAACCUCUUCGGUGGAAGAUUCAAACAAACUAGACGACUCUACUGUGAAAACAGGUGAUAAAAUGGAAACCGCGUCGGUCAAAGAUUCUAAAACUCCUGUGAAAACAGUUGAUGUAGUGGAGAAAGACUCGAAACCCCAAGACUGUGUCAGUGAUCAGAAAAAUGAAGUAAAAGAGAAGAGCGAGGCUUCAGUCGACUGUGAGAAGGUUGUUGCAACUAAUUCUGAAAAUAAACCAGCUGAGAACAGUACUCCUGCGAAAAUAAUUAGUGUGGCGGAUAGUCCAUCAAAUUCGAAUUCAUCUGCUAAAAUAACUCCGAUCGAGCAGAGGAAGCCGAAAAGAGCUCAACUCAUCACAUUGUCGAGUCCAAAAAGUAAAAGAAAACUGUGAGUGGUUACCACAUGUAUCUCAUGCCCCUUUUAUUGAUGUACUUCUUAAGAAGCACUUUGUAACCUAUAUUUUAAUUGCAAUGAAUGUAGAAACGAUGUUUAUGUAUAAACUCUCAAGUACGUUUAGUCACUCUCAAGGACUUCAAUGACAGGUCUUAUCUAGGAUAAGGUUGAUGAAUAAAAAUCUUAAUCUUCUCGAUUCAUCUCAAAUUAGAACAAUUAGAAGUUUUUCUCAUGUUACUUUGUUGAUGCCUGAAAGUUAUGACUAAUUCAACAUUGUUGAAUAAAAAUUCUGCAUUUGGGCACUGUUCUUCGAUGAAAUAGUAUUACAAUACGUUGCCAUGUUCUUCUUACAAAAAUAAUGAUAUAGUUUUUUUUAUAAAAAUCUAGAGAUUGUUGUCUUUUUAUUCUUGCAAAUUAUAUAGUUUUUUUUUAAAUAAAAAUCUUAAGAUGAAUGUCUAUGGCAUCAUCAUCAGUUUUACGUUGAGUCUAAACUAACCAAGGUAGUAGAACUGACUAAAUAAAAUAGAACAAAAGAUGGUA